Acanthisitta chloris (rifleman) is the source of this 1211-nucleotide messenger RNA. RefSeq names its product serine/threonine kinase 40 (gene STK40). The record is from RefSeq and is a predicted model, not a curated record. Gene Ontology annotation, molecular function: protein kinase activity; ATP binding. The annotation marks the transcript as partial. NCBI's taxonomy places the organism in Eukaryota, Metazoa, Chordata, Aves, Passeriformes, Acanthisittidae. Gene Ontology annotation, biological process: protein phosphorylation. The transcript is spliced from 10 exons.
GAGUCCUCGACCUUUCCCCCAUCCAGCCUUCUCCGAGGUGAGGACUCCUGCCUCCUGAGACGCUGGAAAACCUAGUUUGGAAGAAGAGUAACGAUACAGUUGAUGCUGAACCACAGCCGAGGAUGAAGCGGCGCUCGUCGGACAGAGGCGCUGGGGAAACGUCCGCCAAGGCCAAGGCUCUGUGCGCGGGGAUUUCUGGCAACAACGCCAAGAGAGCAGGUCCCUUCAUCCUGGGUCCUCGUUUAGGUAACUCCCCUGUGCCAAGUAUUGUUCAGUGUUUGGCAAGAAAGGAUGGGACAGAUGACUUUUAUCAGCUAAAGAUUCUCACCUUAGAAGAAAGGGGUGACAAAGGAAUAGAAACCCAGGAGGAGCGACAGGGCAAGAUGCUGCUGCACACAGAGUACUCUCUGCUCUCCCUGCUCCACAACCAGGAAGGAGUGGUCCAUCAUCACGGGCUCUUCCAGGACAGAGCCUGUGAGAUUAUAGAAGACCUGGAAGCCAACAGGAUGGUGAGGAAGAUGAAGAAGCGCAUUUGCCUGGUGUUGGACUGUCUCUGUGCUCACGACUUCAGUGACAAGACAGCAGAUCUGAUCAAUCUGCAGCAUUAUGUCAUCAAGGAGAAGAGGCUGAGCGAGCGCGAGACCGUGGUGAUAUUCUACGACGUGGUACGAGUGGUGGAAGCAUUACACAAGAAAAAUAUUGUGCACAGAGACUUGAAACUAGGAAACAUGGUGCUAAACAAAAGGACUCAUCGGAUCACCAUCACGAACUUCUGCCUGGGGAAGCACCUGGUGAGCGAGGACGACCUGCUGAAGGACCAGCGAGGCAGCCCUGCCUACAUCAGCCCGGACGUGCUCAGCGGACGGCCCUACCGGGGCAAGCCCAGCGACAUGUGGGCGCUGGGGGUGGUGCUCUUCACCAUGCUCUACGGCCAGUUCCCCUUCUACGACAGCAUACCUCAGGAGCUCUUCCGCAAGAUCAAGGCUGCCGAGUACACCAUCCCCGAGGAUGGCAGAGUCUCGGAGAACACUGUGUGCUUGAUCCGGAAGCUAUUGGUCCUGGAUCCGCAGCAGCGGCUGACAGCUUCUGAGGUGCUGGAGUCCCUCAGCUCCAUCAUAGCCUCCUGGCAGUCCAUGUCCUCGCUCAGUGGUCCUUUGCAAGUAGUGCCAGACAUCGAUGACCAAGUGGCUAACCCUGAAAACCCCCAGGAG